Messenger RNA from Anolis carolinensis (green anole), 3307 nucleotides. Its product is annotated as amiloride-sensitive sodium channel subunit gamma. The transcript is spliced from 13 exons. Gene Ontology annotation, cellular component: plasma membrane; sodium channel complex. The coding region runs from base 132 to 2141 and encodes 669 amino acids. The record is from RefSeq and is a predicted model, not a curated record. Gene Ontology annotation, biological process: sodium ion transmembrane transport. Gene Ontology annotation, molecular function: ligand-gated sodium channel activity. NCBI's taxonomy places the organism in Eukaryota, Metazoa, Chordata, Lepidosauria, Squamata, Anolidae.
GGCGGGCUCAGGCGGCGCAUCUGCAGGGGCGGCAUCCGCCUUGCUCGCUCCUCCUCUGUCUCUUCUUUCAGUCCAGAGCUCGGCCAGAGAUCCGCCUGCAGAAGAGCAGAGACUCUUGUGCACCGGUGACCAUGGCUCCGGCGGAGAAGCUGAAGGCCACCAUCAAGCAAGCGCUCCCAAUGACGGGGCCCCAAGCACCCACGCUGCGGGAGCUGAUGCAGUGGUACUGCAUGAACACCAACACGCACGGCUGCCGGCGCAUCGUGGUCUCGCGGGGCCGCCUGCGCCGUGCCUUGUGGAUCCUUCUGACGCUGGUGGCCGUAGGUCUCAUCCUCUGGUACUGCGCCCAGUUGGUCAUGAACUACUACGUGGCCUCCGUCUCCGUCACCGUCCAGUUCCACAAGCUGCCCUUCCCGGCCGUCACCAUCUGCAACAUCAACCCUUACAAGUACAGCGCCAUCAAAGAGCACCUGUCAGAGCUGGACAGGGAGACGGAGAUGGCGCUGGAGCUGCUCUACAACUUCUCGGGGAGCCCAAUCCGGGAGCGGCGCGACUUGGGCCCCGAAGAAAGUGAAGAAAGCGCAAAGGGAGGCUUUCUCAAGCUCUUUCCUCUCCUGAUGGCCAACGAGUUCGAGGCCAGGCCCAGAAACCGCUCCUCCUCUUCCUCCGGCUACAAGCGUCGGGCCGAUGCCAGCAUCUUCCCGGGGAGCUCCAGUAUCGUGAAUGUCAACAACCCUGAAGUGGGCUUCCAGCUGUGUGACUCCAAAAACAACACCGACUGUGCCGUCUACAAGUUCAGCUCCGGGGUCAAUGCCAUCCAGGAGUGGUACAAGCUGCACUAUAUGAACAUCAUGGCGCAGAUUGAUCCGGAGGAGAAGGAGAGGAUGAGCUACUCGGCCGAGGAGCUUCUGCUAAGCUGCUCCUUUGACGGCGUUUCUUGCGAUGCCAGGAACUUCACCUCCUUCCAUCACCCGCUGCAUGGGAACUGCUACACCUUCAACAGCGGAAAGGACGGGGUGAUCCUCAAAACGUCAACUGCAGGAAGCGAAAAUGGACUGCAGGUAGUCCUGCACAUCGAGGAGGCUGACUACAACCCCUUCCUGGUGACCUCCACGGGGGCAAAGGUGGGUAUCCACGGCCAGGAUGAAUACCCCUUCAUCGAGGACAUUGGCACUGAGAUUGAGACGGGCACUGCCACCUCUAUCGGGAUGCACUUCACCACCUCUCAGCGGCUCAGCAAGCCCUACAGCAACUGCACGGAGGACGGCUCAGACAUCCCUGUGGAUAACCUCUACAACAAGAACUACUCUUUGCAGAUCUGCCUGCAUUCCUGCUUCCAGAAGCUGAUGGUCAAGACCUGUGGCUGUGCCCAAUACGCCCAGCCUCUUCCGGCCGGAGCCCAGUUCUGCAACUACAAGAAAAACCCAGACUGGAUGUAUUGCUACUACAAGCUCCAUGAGAAGUUUGUAAAGGAGCAACUAGGAUGCCAGGAGACCUGCAAGGAAGCCUGCAGCCUGAAGGAAUGGACACUCACCACCAGCCUGGCCCAGUGGCCCUCAACCGCCUCCGAGGAGUGGAUGCUCCGCGUUCUCUCUUGGGACCAAAGGAUGAAGAACAAGACCUUAAACAAGACGGACUUGGCAAACCUUAUUGUUUUCUACAAGGACCUGAAUGAGAGGUUCAUCAAGGAGAACCCGACAAACAAUGUGGUCCUCCUCCUGUCCAACUUCGGUGGCCAGCUGGGCCUCUGGAUGAGCUGCUCGGUGGUCUGCGUGAUCGAGAUUGUGGAGGUCUUCUUCAUCGACACCUUCUGCAUCAUCCUGCGCCGCCACUGGCAGAAGGCCAAGAAGUGGUGGCGGGGCCGGAAGGGUGAAGAUGAGGAAGAGGAGGAGGAGGAAGGGCAGCAGAGGGGGGGAGGAGUUGUCUCCGGACGGAGCUCAAGGGUCCAGGGCCACGACAACCCGGCCUGCAACGUCCGAGAAGAGGACAACGAGGAGGACGGUGACCUGCCCACCUUCAACACGGCCGUGCGUCUGCCCCUCCCGCCGGAAAACCCGGCCCCACGGACCCCCCCACCGAACUACAGCACCCUCCGGCACUCUGGCGCCUACGCCGAGAACUUGGAGGUCAGGACCCAGUGAUCCCAUUGCUGACCUCAGGGAGUAUGGGCAUCUCCUUGGGUUGCCCUGACUUGCAGCCAGUAGAGGAAAUAGCAUCACUCUCUCGGGAACCUUUCAGUCGGACUCAAAUGGGCGUUCACUGCCUUUCAAAAGUCUCUGUGAUGUUCUGGAGGGAAUUGGGGGAUGAAAGCGAAAGGGAACGCUUCUUGACUUCGAAAUUCCCACGUAAGAGGAAUGGCUCUUUGCCGCCCUGCUGUGACUCCCACCCAAGUGGAGUAAGAAGGCUCUGUUUCCUUCCAAAACAGCCAUGCUGUCCUUUCUUCUUGUCAUUGUUGUUGCUAUUUCUAGGUGGAAUAACUGAAAUAAUGUCUUAAGUCCAAGGUGGGGUGAAGAGGUGUACUGAAUAAACAUUUCUCAGGAAACUUUCCGCCUUCUUCAUUGAGGGGCUGUGGUGGGGUGGUGGGCGGCUCCCUCAUGCUCAAAGCUGAUCCUCAACUCUCUUCUAACUCCUGACACUGCCUUCUGCACUCAAACAGACUCAAGCCUCAACUGUCUCCUAACUCCUAACACUGGCUUCUGCACUCAAACAGACUCAAGCCUCAACUGUCUCCUAACUCCUAACACUGGCUUCUGUACACAAACAGACUCAAGCCUCAACUGUCUUCUAACUCCUAACACUGCCUUCUGUACUCCAACAGACUAAAGCCUCAACUGUCUUCUAACUCCUCUCACUGGCUUCUGCACUCAAACAGACUCAAGCCUCGACUGUCUUCUAGCUCCUAACACUGGCUUUUGCACUCAAACAGACACAAGCCUCGACUGUCUUCUAGCUCCUAACACUGGCUUCUGCACUCAAACAGACGCAAGCCUCGACUGUCUUCUAGCUCCUAACACUGGCUUCUGUACUCAAACAGACGCAAGCUUCGACUGUCUUCUAGCUCCUAACACUGGCUUCUGCACCCAAACAGACUCAAGUCUCAACUGUCUCCUAACUCCUAACACUGGCUUCUGUACACAAACAGACGCAAGCCUCGACUGUCUUCUAGCUCCUAAUACUGGCUUCUGUACUCAAACAGACGCAAGCCUCGACUGUCUCCUAACUGGCUUCUGUACACAAACAGACGCAAGCCUCGACUGUCUUCUAGCUCCUAACACUGGCUUUUGCACUCAAACAGACUCAAGCCUCA